GAGAGAAGAAGACUCGGUUUUUUUAUUUUCAUGUAAUGUAAGGAAGUGAUGGCAUGGAAGACGUAAGCAAAAGCCAACAAUGAAGCGUGACAACAUCGCAAGCGUCACCUAAACGACUUCAGCUGCUAACGAACGAACGGGUAAACCCACUUCCUGCUUAACAAACCGACAGCUCUCAUCUCCUCUUUAUCUCUCUCUCUCUACUUUCUCUCUCUAAAAUUCUCUGCAAAAAAACAGGAGACGAAACUUCCUUGUUGACACAUGGGUUGCGUGGAUGUGUAGUGUCCACACUUGGGUUUCAAUUCAUUCACUGAAUUGAGUCGCUGAUCUUUGAAUUGAUUGAUGAUUUUGGAUCUGUGAAAAAGUUGUUGAUGCUUGUGUUUUCUGUGAAAUUGUUCUGAUUUUGAUUGGUUUCUGGGUUAAAUUCAACUGGCUUUUAAUGGGUUUUGUGUGCUGAGCUUGACUUUGGUGUUAAUUCAAGUAAGAUCUGAUUGUUUUGGGAGAGAAGAUGAGUUCAUUGUGAUCUGUUUUUGAUUGUUUGAGUAUGUGGUUUUAUACCUUUCUUUGCUGAUUAGAUGGUUUUUGAGUAUGUUACAAAGAGGGUUUAUGGCUUUGAUUCAUAGUUCUGAUUUAUGCAAUAUAGGAAUUGAAAGAACUUGCACUUUGGAGCUGUGUUCUGUGACAAUUUACUGAAGUGGUCUUCAUUUUUCACUUCAUUUCAUGUUUUUUAUUGUGUGAUUAGGCCAAUUUCAUAUGUCCAUUUAGAGUUGAGAAGCUUAAUCCUCCAUAUGAAAAUUAUCUUGAGCUAUCAUUUUGUACAUGGGUUUUUGCCAUAAGCAAUUGCUAGAACCAGAACUUCAUCAUUCAUACAUUACAUAAUAAGCUUUGUAUGCUUUGAUUCUAUAGACAAUACUCAUCUUUUGUUUAUUGCAUACUUGAACCUUUUUUCAGUUCUAAUUUGUCCUUGUGGUUUUGAUUGACCUAUAAUCUAUAUUGGGGUUAUGUCCUAAGGUUGACUAAUGGCAAAUUCUUCCGAACCCUCUUCGUCUAUAAGCUUUACUUCAUCUUCCCAUAUAUCAAAUGGCUCCAUUACCUACAAUAUACCAACCUGCUCUGGUUCUGAGACAGGGUCUAGUCUCGAAAUCAUUAGUUUAAGCAAGCUCAGCUGUAACUUAGAAAAGCUCUUGGUUGAUACUGGCUGUGAUGACUACAGUGAUGCGAAUAUUGAAGUUGAGGGAGUCUUGGUUGGUGUUCACCGGUGUAUAUUGGCAGCUAGGAGUAAAUUUUUCCAUGAGCUUUUCAAGAAAGAAAAGGGGUCCUUAGAGAAGGAUGGUAAACCAAAGUAUUGCAUGAGUGAUUUGUUGCCUUAUGGUAAGGUUGGACACGAGGCCUUCCUUAUCUUCUUAAGCUAUUUGUAUACGGGAAAGCUGAAGUCUUCACCCAACGACGUCUCAACGUGUGUGGAUAAUGUAUGCAUCCAUGAUUCUUGCAGACCUGCUAUUAAUUUCUCCGUGGAAUUGAUGUAUGCAUCAUCCAUUUUUCAGGUUCCAGAGCUGGUUUCACUAUUUCAGCGGCGUCUUUUUAACUUUGUUGACAAGGCUCUUGUGGAAGAUGUCAUUCCAAUCCUUUUGGUUGCCUUCCAUUGUCAAUCAAGCCAGCUUCUCACUCAAUGUGUCAAUAGAGUUGCACGAUCCGAUCUUGAUAGCAUUUGCCUUGAGAAAGAGGUCCCCUAUGAAGUUGCUGAGAACAUUAAAUUGCUCCGCCACAAGUCCCAAGCAGAUGAUGAAAAUGAGACAGUAGCUGUGGAUCCCUUACGUGAAAAGAGAAUUAGGAGAAUACACAAAGCGUUGGACUCGGACGAUGUUGAACUCGUGAGUCUUCUCUUAACUGAAUCUGAUAUUACUUUGGAUGAAGCCAAUGCUCUCCAUUAUGCCGUUGCCUAUUGUGACCCAAAGGUUGUGUCUGAGGUGCUUGGUCUGGGUCAGGCUAAUGUCAACCUUCAGAAUGCUCGGGGUUAUACAGUGCUCCACAUUGCUGCAAUGCGUAAGGAGCCUUCAAUAAUAGUUUCGCUUCUGACUAAAGGAGCUAGUGCAUCAGAUAUGACAUCAGAUGGUCAGACUGCUGUUAGUAUUUGCCGAAGAUUGACAAGGCCAAAGGAUUAUCAUGCAAAAACACAACAGGGGCAGGAAGCAAACAAAGACCGAAUAUGCAUUGAUGUUUUGGAGAGAGAGAUGCGGAGGAAUCCAAUGGUCAGAGAUGCAUCAAUCUCUUCCCCAACAAUUGCAGAUGAUCUGCACAUGAAGCUGCUGUACCUUGAAAAUAGAGUUGCUUUUGCACGACUAUUCUUCCCUACUGAAGCCAAAUUAGUCAUGGAUAUUGCACAUGCUGAAAAAACAUCUGGAUAUGCCGGUCUGUUAGCGUCGAGAGGUUCAAGUGGGAACUUGAGGGAGGUUGAUUUGAAUGAGACACCCAUAAUGCAGAACAAAAGACUCCAUUCAAGGAUGGAAGCCCUUUCCAGAACAGUGGAGUUGGGUAGACACUAUUUUCCCCAUUGCUCACAAGUGCUGGAUAAGUUCAUGGAGGAUGACCUACCUGAUUUGUUCUACCUUGAGACGGGCACUCUGGAGGAACAGAAUUUCAAGAGGACGCGCUUCAUGGAGCUUAAAGAGGAUGUUCAAAAAGCAUUUACCAAAGACAAGGCUGUGCUCCACCGAAAUAUGUCGUCCUCAUCUUCGCCUAGAGAUGGUGUAAGUCACAAAGUUAGGAAAUUGUGAGAAUAUGUUAAAUAUUACUGAAUGAGUUUGACUAGAUAUACACAGUUUUGAUGAAAAGUUGAUUGUUCGAGCCUCAGUAAACGGCAAUGCUUGUUGCUUGUGUAAAAUCUUUGCAAGGAGCAAACUUGCUCCAUAAUCUCUCCCUUGUGCAAUCAGCUUCCAAAGCCUUACAAUUUCCAAAAUUUAUGGGAAAAAGGGUGAUUGACAGAAAGAUUUGAGAAACUUAGAUUAAAUGAAGUAAGAAAUUAGAGUUCUUUACCA
This is a messenger RNA of Cornus florida, 3035 nucleotides long. Its product is annotated as BTB/POZ domain and ankyrin repeat-containing protein NPR1. Gene Ontology annotation, cellular component: nucleus. Gene Ontology annotation, biological process: regulation of salicylic acid mediated signaling pathway; systemic acquired resistance, salicylic acid mediated signaling pathway; defense response to fungus. NCBI's taxonomy places the organism in Eukaryota, Viridiplantae, Streptophyta, Magnoliopsida, Cornales, Cornaceae. Gene Ontology annotation, molecular function: protein binding. The transcript is spliced from 4 exons. The record is from RefSeq and is a predicted model, not a curated record. The coding region runs from base 1020 to 2774 and encodes 584 amino acids.